Messenger RNA from Pezoporus flaviventris, 1284 nucleotides. RefSeq names its product serine/threonine-protein kinase pim-1-like. Gene Ontology annotation, cellular component: cytoplasm. Gene Ontology annotation, molecular function: ATP binding; protein serine/threonine kinase activity. Gene Ontology annotation, biological process: negative regulation of apoptotic process; protein autophosphorylation. The record is from RefSeq and is a predicted model, not a curated record. NCBI's taxonomy places the organism in Eukaryota, Metazoa, Chordata, Aves, Psittaciformes, Psittacidae.
AUGUGUUCAUCGCAGUCUCCUCUCAAUCCACCUCUGCGGAAAGGAAAAAGGGGACAAAAUACGCAGCCCCGCCCCGCCUGGGGCCGCCGCCACACGCAGGAGCCCGGCGCGGCGCGGACCGGCGGCUCCGCGGCCUCUCCCUCCGGGCGCCGCGGCCUCCCGGCAGCCGCGACCCCCGGGACCCCGGAGCGCGGUGCUGCUGCGGGGGUGCCGUCACCGGCAGCGCGGUCGGGCGAGGUGCCCGUGCUCCUCCUGACCCGCAUUGACCCGUCGGCCUAUCUGCGCUCCGGGACCGGCGGGGAGCGGCGCGCCGCGGAGCCUCGGCCGGGAAAGGCCGGGAAUGAUGCGGCUCCGCUCGGCCCGGAGCGCCCGGUGGGGGCCGGCGGGGACCCCGCGCGCAGCGACAGCGGCCGCGUCUGUCGCACGGGGCACGACAAGGAGAGCUUCGAGCGGCUUUACCGCGUGGGACCGCUGCUGGGGAGAGGCGGCUUCGCGUCCGUGUACUCGGGGCUCCGCCUGUGUGACAACAGCCCGGUGGCGAUCAAACAAGUGGCUCGGGAGCGCAUCUCCUCGUGGGGCGAGCGGCCCAGCGGCACUCGCAUUCCCAUGGAGAUAGCCAUGUUGAGGAAGGUGCGCUCCGGCUGCAGUGCCAUCAUCCAGCUCCUCAGUUGGUUUGAGCUGCCCCACUCCUUUGUGCUGGUUCUGGAGCGUCCGGAGCCAUCGCAGGACCUCUCCAACUUCAUCAAAAAACGGAGGUUCCUGCCCAAGGAUCCGGCGCGGGGCAUUUUCCUCCAGGUGCUGGUGGCUGCGCGGCACUGCCACAGCCGCGGUGUCCUGCACAGGGAUAUCAAGCCCAAGAACAUCAUCAUCAACUUGGCCACCAGAGAGGUCAAGCUUGCUGACUUUGGUUGCAGCACCCUCCUCAGGGACACGGUCUACACCAAAUUUAGCGGAACACCUUUGUACUACCCGCCGGAGUGGUUCCGCUGGCACUGGUACCACGGCCGUCCGGCGGCGAUCUGGUCCCUGGGCGUGCUGCUGUAUGAGAUGGUGUGCGGGGUCCUCCCCUUCCGGUGCUGCGAGGACAUCGUCAGCGGGCAGCUCUUCUUCCAGCGCCGGAUCUCUGUCGAAUGCCAGCACCUCAUCAGGUGGUGCUUGUCCAUGAGAGCUCGCGACAGGCCAUCCCUGGACGAUGUGUUCAACCACCCUUGGCUGCAAACUCCACUGCCCCAGGAGACAGCCGCCCUCCACCCUCACAGCCUGAGCCAGCAGCUGGGCAAGUAA